AUGGGCGGGCAUGGGCAUUCGCAUAGUUGUGGGGGAGGUUGUGAUCACUCGCUGCAGUAUGAGUUUUCAACUGAUUUCAGUUUAUACACGAAGAUCAACGACUCUACUUUCGAGUGUCUCGGCGAAGAAGUCGACGGCUCGGGUCGAAAAGUUUUCAAAAGCUAUGAAGAUAGGAUGGAAAAAGAGACUUUUGUGAAUUCUGACUGUGACCCAGAGCUCUUGUUCAAUAUCCCUUUUAAUGGAAACGUAAAGAUUUUCUCAAUAAUAAUCAUCGGCGGAGAAGACGGGGAGCAACCGACAAAAGUUAAAAUCUUCAAGAACUCGCCCGGAAUGACUUUUGAUGACGCUCAAAGCAAAACAGCGGACCAGGAGAUCGAUUUGAGUCCAGAUCCAAAAGGCGAUUUGCAAUAUCCACUGAAAGCUGCCAAGUUUAGCAACGUUUUUCAUUUGUCACUUUUCUUCCCGAGUUCUGUUGAAGACGAAAUCUCUAAGGUCUACUACAUCGGACUCAGAGGAGAAUUUCAAAAGGCCGAUCGCGAUCAAAUCCUCGUCGCAAACUAUGAACUCAAUGCAAACCCUGCUGAUCACAAGAAUCCACUUUCAGAAUCAUCUGGUCAUCAGAUUUCUUAA
This is a messenger RNA of Oikopleura dioica, 630 nucleotides long. NCBI's taxonomy places the organism in Eukaryota, Metazoa, Chordata, Appendicularia, Copelata, Oikopleuridae. The record is from the annotation of a GenBank genome assembly.